UGGGAGACGAACUGUCAGUAGUUGGAGUGGAACAGCAGAUCUCACAGUGUACGACUUCUAAAGUAGACCCGUUCAAGCUGGGCUUACAACAAACGGAUUUACUCUACAACCUUUCACAUGGGGAGCUAAAGUGUAUACAGAAUGUUAGUUUUUCCGCUCUUUAAGUUACUCGUGCUCGCGUGCACGGCUGGCUCGUCUCGUGCACUCCGCUCACACGGCACAAGCGUCGCGAGGUACGCGCGUGCCGUUUCGGAUAACCAGCUGGAGGUGUUCGGGACCACAACCAGUUCGAACCAGUUACCUGAGGAGACGUUAUCAGUGCUGACCUCAGCUCCAGAGAACAGCAGCAGAACCAACAUGGUGACCACCACAGUCGCUCCUGUACCCAAAACAACGGCUCCAACGGUUCAAAACUCGACAAACCUAAGCAUUUCCCUAACUACAGUAACGUCGAGUUCACCACAAAACACAACUACAACGGAUUUCACCAACACAACCACCAGCAACAGCUACAUCACAUCAGACUUCACCACCAAAAUAGGACCUCAGUGUAACUGCAGCGCAGUCGGCUCAGUGGGCCCAGACAGCUGUGACCCACUCACUGGCGGCUGUACGUGUUUGCUCGGCUAUUCAGGACUCCGUUGCGAGCAGUGUUACAGCGGUUAUUUCAGAAACCGCACAGGUGGCUGCCAGCCAUGUGACUGUGACUCAUCUGGAGCAGUGGGGCCGCAGUGUAAUAGCUCUGGAGUGUGUGAGUGUAAAACGGGAGUGUACGGCGACAAGUGUGACGACUGCCUUCCAGGCUUCUUUAACUUCAGCAGCGCAGGGUGCCAAGCAUGCCAAUGUAACAAUCACUCCAACACCUGCAACAAACUAUCAGGCAUCUGUUUGAACUGCCAGGGAAACACCAGAGGUCCCAGCUGCACCGAGUGCAAGCCAAACUUCUACCAGGAGCGUGGCUCCAGCCCGAACAAGUCAUGUGUAACCUGCCCCUGCUCCAGCGUCACCUCUUCAGGCAGCUGCACGCUCAAUGAAACCGGCCAACCGGUGUGUGACCAGUGUAAACCUGAGUACAAGGGCUUCACCUGCGAGGACUGUCAGGAUGGAUACUACAACGCUGACAGUAUCUGUGUGCCAUGUGAGUGCCAUGGGAACGCCGAGCCAAGCAGCGCGCCCCGCAUCUGCCACCCAGACACCGGAGACUGCCUGAACUGCAGCUACAACACCAACGGGACUCACUGCCAGCACUGCGCUCGUGGUUUCACCGGAGACGCACUUGCCAGGAACUGCACGGCCAUCGUGCCCACUAUACCGGUGUUCUAUUCCACUAUGACCCCCAGCCCUAAUGUAACUGAUCGGCUUCCCACCUCGUCCACGACACUCCUGUCCAGCCUGACAAGCCCUUCUGCCAAUAGCACAUCUUCCCCUGAACUGAUCUCCUGGGCACAGUUCAAUGUAAUCGUGCUGGCCAUCAUCAUCACACUGAUCCUGGCAUUUCUGGGAGCAGCAGGUGGCAUCUACACCUACCGCCAGUACCAGAAUCGUAAGAUCAACGCACCCUUCUGGACAAUCGAGCUGAAGGAGGACAAUAUCAGCUUCAGCAGCUACCACGACAGCCUGACCAACGCGGACGCCUCGGGCCUGUUGGAUGAUGAGGCAUGCGAGGCGGCCUCCAACGGGCAGCUGACCCUCAACAGCCCGGGAAGUUUAUACAUGCCGUGACAAAACCUUCAGUGAAUUAUGGUAGCAUAAGAUCGACUUAUCAAUUUGAGAUGCUGAUUAAAAUAUUAUAAUUCACUCCUGUAUUUGGAAUGGCAUUUCUCUUUGUGAGUGUGCAUCGAGUAUUUGAGCAUUAAGGCAAAAUCUGGCUCUUAAUAUUUAAUUGGGUCAGGAACGAUGGUGACAUUUAGCAAGUCACAUGUUUUACAGUUAAAUUUCAGUUCCAACGUUCAUGCACACCCACACAGGAAAUGACAUCACAAAUACGUGUUGGAAUUUCUAUUUUCUAAUUAGCAUAGUAAAACUGAAUCAAGUCUGGAUUACACUGCCAUAAGGAAGGGUUUUAUUCGUUUAACGUUCAGCUUAUGGUUGAGAUAAAGGACAUGAUUUGAUGCUUCUGGUUUUACAGGAAGUGUAGAGACACUUACGUGUGAAGAAAUGCACAAUGGAGGAUGCGGAAAGCGAGACAGCCUCCAUCGGCCAGUCUCAGCAGCUCGGCCAGGUUUUACAGGGUGUGUCUGUGGCACCCGGCAAAUUUUAUUUUAUUUUUUUAUUUAACUUUAACCAAGGUGUUGUGGGACCGGACAUGCACUGAUGCUUUAGAUUGUCCUGAAAAGCUACGCACGUAAAUAUACACCUUAUGAUAAGGGAGAUGCUUACAAUAAUUGCACAAAGGAGGAAAAGAUGUUAUUAUGAGUUAUUGUGCCAUGUGGUUGCAGGUAAAAAAGCCACGUGUUAACACUGACAAUGGUACUCAGGCAUCCAUUUCCAUCCAUACUGCGGUGAUGUUUGGGGCUGGAGCACUGCCCUAUGGGGUGAAACAGAAACACAUGGCAUGUCUACAUGAGCUACAUUACAUAGAUUUUAAUAAUAAUAUAAAAAAGUAGUAUAUAAGAAUAUAAAAGAGCUGUCAAGUCGAUUUUAGUCGAGUCGAAUUGGUUUCGAAUCAAUCUUCAUCGCUGCAAUUCCAUAGGUGUGACUGUAGAUGGAGGUAUUUAAUCAAGAGCUGAAAAGCUUUCCAUCGCUUCUGGGCACCGUGCAUGCCACCUCUUACCCUCUAAUCUCUCAGACAUGCACUACAUACUCCUUAUUUCCCUACAGAGAAAGAACAGGAACUGUUUCUCUGUGGCACUACCAGCGGAUCAGUGACCCUCAUGGCUGGCCAGUGAGCAUUUGUUUUACAGACCAUUAGCUUUUCUGUCACACUAUACAUCAAAAAUGAUUGUUUUGCAGUAAAUGAGGUUCAGCUUGACGGGAUUUGUUUUAUUUUUUUUAAUGAGUGACACCUCACUUUCCUAUUGUUAAUCACUAAAGUCUAGAAUUGACUAUUUAAAAAUUUUUUCAAAGCAUAGACGUGGAAGCACUCUCAUGGAAAAAGUGUUAUGUAAUGAGUCAGGCUUGUUUGGCUAAAGCAACUUUCCAGCUUUUCUGCUCCUAAUAGAACGAGUGAGUGAAGAAAUAAACAUAUUCGUAGUGAGUAGACGGAGUGGUUGAUGGGAAGAGUAUUGCCAUGUCAGAAAUUCCAAAGGGGCAUGUUUUUGUGUCAGUUAAAGGAAUGAGGAAAUAACAUGAGCUAGAGCUAUUAAAAAAAUAGGUGUGAAUUUUAUUUAAAAAAAAAAAAAGUCAGUCAUCACAGCACAAGUGAACUGUUGGGUUUAGGCAGCUUUAAAGCACUGAAGCACUGAGCAGUGUGUACAUGACCCCAUGUCCCAUCUUGCAUUAUAUCCUCUGCAUUCAGUCUCUCUCCUCACAUUCAGGUUCUCCCCCAUACCUGGGGUGUGGUCAUUCUGUAAAUACAUGGUGUACAGAGAUGUUAUGUUGUAAAUAAAGAUGCUGCUAUUGUAUUGUAUAGGUACGAUGGGGGAGACAUUUUAUAUAUA
This is a messenger RNA of Tachysurus vachellii, 3599 nucleotides long. Its product is annotated as multiple epidermal growth factor-like domains protein 9. Gene Ontology annotation, biological process: axon guidance. The coding region runs from base 142 to 1722 and encodes 526 amino acids. The record is from RefSeq and is a predicted model, not a curated record. NCBI's taxonomy places the organism in Eukaryota, Metazoa, Chordata, Actinopteri, Siluriformes, Bagridae. Gene Ontology annotation, molecular function: extracellular matrix structural constituent. The transcript is spliced from 6 exons. Gene Ontology annotation, cellular component: basement membrane.